Molecule: messenger RNA, 336 nt
Organism: Anisakis simplex (herring worm)
Lineage: Eukaryota; Metazoa; Nematoda; Chromadorea; Rhabditida; Anisakidae
Source: the annotation of a GenBank genome assembly
AUGAACACGUUAGCCGCGUAUUUACGGAAGAAGCUGGCUCUGCAACCAUCAGAGCGUGACCUCGUGGUUCUAAAUCACGAUAUUGAUGUGCAAUGGCCAGCCGGAGUUCAGGAAAGGCAUCGAAUACAAUUGGUUGCUUAUGGAGAUCGGAAUGGUUUCACGGCGAUGUCACGCACUGUUGGCUAUACGACUGCGAUUGUAUCACAUAUGCUUUUGAACGGAGAGAUUCAAAAGAAGGGAAUGAUACGACCAACACUGAAACAUAUUUACAGACCUGCGUUGAUGCGUCUCAAAGAUUACGGUAUUGAAGCUAAUCAAAUCGUGACCAUUCUCUGA